AUGCCGAGUGUGGAAGGAGGCUUGUGCUUUGCCUCCACUUGGAAGCCGCCAGGAACAGAAGGCUGGGCCAUCAGGGAAGGAAAGCCAGGACAUCAAAGGAGACCGACAAGAUUAAAAAUAACCUGGCAGCCUGAGGCUCCGGAGUGCCCACUUGCUGCCUUCCCGGCGGGUCUAAGGAGCCAGGGGUGUGGGUUUGGCAAGACUGGUAUGGACUCAAUCUUUCGUAGCCAGAGACACCAGCUUCCUGGGAAGUGGGAGGUGAGCCUGUCCUCACCAGAAUGUUCUGUAGGCAUAGCCCUCGAGACCCCCGACCCACCCCAGGGUCUGAGCCUACUGGGCCCACCACAAGGAACCACUAGCUUUGGUUGUAAAUGUUUUUUUUGUUUUGUUUUGUUUUUCUUCCUCUGGGAUGUGGGAGCUACAGAAAUAUUUAUAAAACAUAGCUUUUCCUUUGGGGUGGCUGGCUUCAAUUCCUCUUUAUAUAUUUUAUAUAUAUAA
Molecule: messenger RNA, 498 nt
Organism: Rangifer tarandus platyrhynchus (Svalbard reindeer)
Lineage: Eukaryota; Metazoa; Chordata; Mammalia; Artiodactyla; Cervidae
Source: the annotation of a GenBank genome assembly